GCCGGCUCUGUCCGUCCGCCCUCCCGGAUCCCGGCAUGGCGGAGUAUUCCUGCGUCAAAUCCACCAAGCUCGUCCUCAAAGGGUCGAAAGAGAAGAGCAAGAAAAAGCACAAGGAAAAGAAAAGGAAAAGGGAAGAGGAUGCGGCAGAGCAGCUCGAUAUUGUUGGAAACUGGUGGGCUGUCAGUAAUUUUGGUGAAAUUACAGGAACUAUAGCUAUAGAAAUGGAUAAAGGAGCUUACAUCCAUGCUCUCGACAAUGGUUUGUUUACACUUGGAGCACCACACAAAGGUGAUGAAGGCCCUAGUCCUCCUGAGCAGUUUACAGCAGUAAAGUUGUCUGAUACGAGGAUUGCUCUCAAGUCUGGUUAUGGCAAAUAUCUUGGUAUAAAUUCGGACGGACUUGUUGUUGGACGUUCUGAUGCAAUAGGAUCAAGAGAGCAAUGGGAACCCGUCUUCCAAGAUAGGAAAAUGGCAUUACUAGCAGCAAACAGCCGUUUUAUUAGAUGUAAUGAAGAGGGGGACAUAGAAGCCAAAAGCAAAACCGCAGGGGAAGAAGAAAUGAUAAAGAUUCGUACUUGUGCUGAAAGAGAAACUAAGAAGAAAGAUGAAGUUCCACAAGAAGACAAAGGAAACGUUAAACAGUGUGAAAUCAAUUACGUGAAGAAAUUCCAAAGUUUUCAAGACAAAAAGCUAAAAAUAAGCCAAGAAGAUACAAAAGCCCUUAGAAAAGCCAGGAAAGAAGGCACUUUUCAUGAAAUGCUCCUUGACAGGAGAGCUAAAGUGAAAGCAGACAGAUACUGCAAGUGACAUCCAUUUUCUCCUACUACUUUGGUCCAUUUUCUUCUGCAUCUUUGAUGGCAGCAUCAAAUUGAAAAAGAGUAAAAUAUUUUAUAAUUGUUUUUUAUUUAAGGCAUUUUUUAAGUAUCUGCAGAAUUGUAUUAAAAUUUUCUCAAGUAUUAAUAACCGCAAGCUAUAAAGUCUUGUUAACUGUAUCACUUGUGAAUACUUGGCUCAUGUUAAGGGAACGGCUCCAACAAAAAUUAAAGGUGUAUUAAUUAACAAUGUUAAGCUAUUUGCCAUGUAAUUUAAGGCCUGGGAGACAGACUAUACACUGAUUUAGUCCAGAGAGAAAGCUCCCUGGCUUUUCGUUGCCUUUAGGACAAAAUCUAGAAAUAAAUAGAUGAUUGUUGGCAAAUGUUCCUGGCCAGAGUCAGGAAUUCUUGGACAAAAAUGCAACAUAGUUGUGAGGUGUGCUGUGGAAGAGAGGGAGGAAAAAAGUUACUAAUUUUUCUCCAGAACUCCUUAAUUGGGUCUAGAACUGGGGAUUAGGGCUCAUUAACUAGUGGUUUUAGGUACCACACUAUAUGUUCCUUCCCAGAAAUGUAAGUAACUGUUGUACAACAAACCGUUGGAAUAUGACAGCCCUGGAAGUGGCUUGCUGCCAAAACUACUCUCAGAAACACUGAGAAAAAGACAGCACUGCAAGGAACAGGCUGCAGGCCAGAAUAACCACUUACUGGAAGUUCAUUGCAGGUGUCACUGAUCCACAGUCGCUGUGAAUCUUAACUACAUCUGAAGUGAAUGCUGAUGGUGGAAGAAGAUCGAUGUUACAGCAUCUUUUUCUUUGAAGAAUAUAUUGUUUGAAUAAAAACUUGACUGGUAGAACCCA
This is a messenger RNA of Sturnus vulgaris (Common starling), 1668 nucleotides long. RefSeq names its product FSHD region gene 1 (gene FRG1). The record is from RefSeq and is a predicted model, not a curated record. Gene Ontology annotation, molecular function: actin filament binding. Gene Ontology annotation, cellular component: nucleolus; striated muscle dense body; catalytic step 2 spliceosome. NCBI's taxonomy places the organism in Eukaryota, Metazoa, Chordata, Aves, Passeriformes, Sturnidae.